This is a messenger RNA of Cavenderia fasciculata, 4488 nucleotides long. It is a transcript of the gene gdt5, whose product is annotated as putative transmembrane protein. Gene Ontology annotation, molecular function: protein kinase activity; ATP binding. The transcript is spliced from 3 exons. NCBI's taxonomy places the organism in Eukaryota, Evosea, Eumycetozoa, Acytosteliales, Cavenderiaceae. Bases 1 to 4488 code for a protein of 1495 amino acids. The record is from RefSeq and is a predicted model, not a curated record. Gene Ontology annotation, biological process: regulation of developmental process; protein phosphorylation.
AUGAUGAUGAUGAUGAUGCAAAGAAGAAUAUUUUUUGCAGCAUCAAUAUUAUUAUUAUUAUUGAGUUAUAGUACAACUACUACGACGGCACAAACAAACGAAGCAAGCAAGACAUUUGUAAAUCUUCAAGGCACAGGUCAAUAUCCAGCGUUUACACAACACUUUUGGUCCAAUGAAACCACACCAACCAUGAAAGCAUCUUGGGAUGUUGAUUCAGAGGUAACAGCAUCCUACUAUACCGAUCUAUGUAGAUUUGGAAAGGUUGGACAAUCCGAUGCUUCAUUUUUUACUUUAAGUUCAUUUGUAACUAGUCCAGUCUACAAUGGAUCAUUAGAGGAUAUCUAUGUAAUAGAAGCAGGAUCAUCGUAUGCUAUCGACACUAACCUUCUUACGAUUUCAAACGUUGCUCUACUUUGUGUUUAUGGCACUUUUGAAUUCGAAUAUGUCGCUCAAUUCGUAAUGGCAUUCCAUAGUGUUGUUGUUUUUCCAGGAGGAUCUUUAGAAAUGAAGGAUGUUCUAGAUUUUGUCACUCCAGUAGAUUCACCCGCUCUGAGCACAUUGGAGCAAUACGAUGUUUUUAACAGUUUCCCUGGCAUUAUAUCAUUUGGUAGAGUUCUUAUACCGUCAAUUCCUGGUGUCUCCUCUCAAUACCCAUCGAUUAGCGUCAACGAGACCACUGUCAAAUUCCCAUCGUCGAUGACCAUUGAUUUUUCAUCAAACAAUUACAAUAUGGCCAGCUCAACUGGCUCGGUGUUGUUGGACAGCUCAUCGCUUACAAAAGUAGGUUCAGAGUAUUUCUACAACUUUGGUGUACAGGGUGCUCCUGCUGAUUUUACGGCAACCAUUUAUGCGCUUCCAAAGAAUAUCAAAAACUAUGAUUUUAAAGCUUCCAUGCCCAUUCAGUUGUAUGGUAGUGCCGCCUCUUUUGUGGCUGGUUCAUCUUCAAAAUCUGCCGUCCUUUCCAACUUGUUUGGUCGUACUACCAACGGUCCUCUUUCAGAUACCGUCUACAACAACAACCGUGCACUCCAGACAACAGGAACCAACCAACGUCUUAGAUACGGUGUCAGUGCUUCGUUUGGUGCCAAGAUUAUCUUGGAGAAUGUCUUUAUCAAAGAUUCUUCUUCAGUCCCUUCCUCUAGACGUGCAGUCUUUGGUCUUCAUCAUGCAACGCUUAACAUCAAAAACUCAUACGUCAACCGUUUAUCGUGUGGUUCGGUCAUCUAUGCCGACUAUGGCACAGAGGUUAUUGAGUCUCUAAACACUGUCUAUAUCGGAAAGGCUCCACUUGGUGCAAUUGCUACCGAUGACCCAGAAACUGUUGACUUUGGAAGUGGAGGUAGUGCCAUCACUUCGCUUUCUCCUCAUCUCACUGCCACAUCGAAUCGAUUCUAUGGUCAGUUCCCAGGUGGUGCCAUUAAUAUGGUACAACUUCCAAACAGAACAGCCGUCACUGGAAUGUACUAUGAUCUCCAUCUCAACGACGAACUGUAUCACGAUGCCAGAACCAAUGGUUUUUUAAUCGAUCAGAUGGUUCUCGAUGAUACUGUGUUCCAAUUGGCCGGUAAUGACAACCCUGCCAUAUCCAUCAUCGGUUAUGCAUCCUCGAUGAGCACACCACCCUCGAUUACCAUUCAAAAGAUUGCCACCUCUAAUCCGUUUGUCUUUAACUAUCCAACUGCCACCAUUGUCGUAUUAAACUGCACCACCGUCACUAGUGUACCACUCAUCCAAGUUGUAUCAGGUCCCGUUUCCGUUAUCGUUCAAGAUACAAAUGUUUUUGGAUCUGCCACCCAGAUCACCGGAUCGUUACCAUCGUCCACUUUAAUUAAAAUCUCGUUUACUGGAAGCACAGUGGUUGGCUCGGGCAUUGUCAUUGACCCAGCACAUUUCCAAUCAAAUGGAUACCUAUCGCCCAUUAUCACAAGCGGCGGCGGUGGUGGACAGCAGCAACCGCAGCAGACCUAUGUCCUAUUCCAAAUCAAUACUGGUGUUGGUGGAAUUGACAAAACAGGUCCAUUCCCAGUCGUCACUAGAAUGUCUCCAUCGUCGUAUCAAGCUUUGGUACCUGCAGGCAAUGGCACAAUCAACUUGGAUUUGGGAUUUACCUACGCUUUUCUGCCAGCUUUGGACUUUAAGAACUGUAGAAUUCUCUUUGCCAACAACAAUUCAGUGGCUGUCAACUCGACUUCUUUGGCUACUGAUGGAAGCGGUUCUUUUAACUGUACCACUACUUGGACACCACCAGCCGACACUGCAAGAACACCGGUAUUGCUCAAGGCUGAGAUCUACGACUCUGCAGAUAGAAUGUUAUUUUCAGUCUCUUAUCCACUCAUCUAUAUUGUCAACACUCCAUUCGAGUUUAAACGUGGAUGGGAUAUGGCAACCAACGCAACCACCAACUCUACAACAUCAAUCGAUGGCGUCAACAUUUACGAUGGAUGUUCCACAUCUACCUACUGUCAACUAGACAAUGUACUUUUAAAUUACAACCUUACCGUUCCCACCACCACCGUCCCUGCUAAUACUAGCAAUGCUACACUGGCCCUCUUGGAAACAGGAGCAUCCUCCAACUUUCCUCUUUCCUCUAGUCCAAUACUCACACUCUCUGCAAUGGAACUUGGUCUUUACAAGUUGAAUCUCUUGUUUGUCUACGAGAGACCAAGUAAUCUUCCAAACCCACGUCCAGAUGAAGUGAUUGAUAUCAAUCCCUAUCUUCAAAUCAAUAUUGACGACCAAGUCUAUUCAAGUUCCUUGGCCGUCGACACUAGUCUUGCUGGCAGUCAAUUGGUCAAUGCUACCAUCUUUUUUGAACACUCCACCACUCAAGAUGUCAAGGUUCAAUUCCCAUCGACCUACUUUUACCUCGCUUCAGCAUCGCUCCACUACACCUUUUAUGCACCCGUUGUUCCAUCCGACCAAGGAGACAGUGACUCAACCAACCUUGUCGUCAUUAUUGUUCCUAUUGUCGUCGGUGCACUCGUUAUUGGCGCUCUCAUUGCCGGCUUUAUCAUUUAUCGUCGUCGCAACAAACCAGCCAUGUCCAGAAAGGUCAAUGACAUUGAACUCGGAUCAUCCAACGGCAGCAAGAACAAAUCAUCGCCUACCUCGUCGAUGGGUAAUCUCAGCUCUUCACUAUCGGGCAAUAUGAUGAUGAACAGCAACAUUAGUGGUUCAGUGACACCAAGAUCGGUACCCAAUUCACCAUCACGCACUGCCCUCAAGACUUCGACAGCCAACAUCAACCAAGAAAAGUAUCGUCUCCAUCCUUCCAUCUACGAUAUCAUCCAAAACACUUCCAACUAUACUCACGAGAAUCCAGAUUUCCCAUUGACCUUUACCUCGACACGUCUUGAUUUUGGUAUGGGAGGUAUGAAGUGCCAGAUUGACCAAGUCAUUCAAGACUCUAUCACCAUUGUCAACAAGAGUCAACAUACUGUCGCCUUUGACGUUCUCGUGCCACCAUCAUCGUCGGCAGCUCUCUUCCAAACCGAUGCUCAAGAGACCAUCUCUUUGAAGCCAGGACGUAAUGUAACAGUCACCUUCCAAGCCAAACUGCUUUGUACCACCAAGUUGAUGGAGCGUAUUUCCAUCAACAUUCCAGAGUUUGGACAUACCUUUGUCUACAUGGCAGUCGAAUCGGUUCUCUCUACUCAACUCGAUUACGAUGAAUUGGUAUUCUUUGAACCACCUAUUGGUGAAGGUUCAUUUGGUGUCGUUUAUCGUGGACAAUGGAGAGGUCAAGAUGUCGCCAUCAAGAAGCUCAAGAUUGGUCAUCUCAUGGGUGGCUCUUCGGAUUUGAUCAACGACGUCUACCGUGAAAUGGAUCUUAUGAACAAAUUGCGUCAUCCCAAUAUUGUCAGUUAUGUAGGUGCCGUCAAAACCUCUGACAAGCUUUGUCUCGUCUCUGAAUACAUUCCAAUGGGUUCAUUGGCCAAAGUACUCUACAAGGAGAAACAAGCGCUUACAAUGAAAGAAAAGGUUAGAAUCGCUUUGGAUACUGCCAAGGGAUGUAACUUCCUUCAUCAAUGUGGAAUUAUGCAUCGUGAUCUCAAACCAGAUAAUAUUCUAGUCGUCACCUUGGCCACCGACGCUCAAGUUUGUGUUAAAUUGACAGAUUUUGGUACUAGCAAGGAAGUAACAGAUUUUGAUUUAUCUUCUUAUACUAGUGGUAUUGGUACUCCUAUUUAUAUGGCAAAUGAAAUUCUUGAAAAACAACCAUAUGAUAAUUCAGCUGAUGUUUAUUCAUAUGCUAUUAUGUUUUAUGAACUUAUCCUUGGUGAAGUUCCAUUUGGAGAAUUUAAGAAUGUAUGGGAGAUUCCAAGAUUCAUUCUUUCAGGUAGUCGUCCAACUCGUGGUUUGGAAGGUGUAUAUCCUCCCAUCGUAGAGUUGAUCAAUGAAUGUUGGUUACAUGAUCCAUCAAAACGUCCAACAUUUGCUGCUAUCAUACCAAGACUUGAAGCCAUUUUGGAAUCAAUUCCAAAAUAA